AUGAUUGCGAUCCAUGCAAAGCACUGCAUGCAUGUUUACGAAAGGAUAUCCAACACCCAAGCAAUCUGACAACUUCAAACUAUACAAUUAGUUAAUAAACACAAGUGUGCAAACGAGAUUCUUAGAUAGUUAGGCGUGAGGAUGUCGUUUCUUGGACUCGCAUCUCGAGCCAUGUACGGCCGGUUACUGGGCAGUUCUUCAUUGCUCAUGAGACAGACUGACACUGUCCAUCGCCCUUGGGCUCUGACACGUGGUUUUCCCGGUCGAUGCAUUUCCACGACUCAAUACAGAUUGGAAGAAGCUAAAGACAAACCCAUUGAGAAGCCCAAGGCGCUGAAUCGUGAAGGUCGAGGUCAGAGGAAGUUUGGGGAAGGUGGUCCGGUGUCCUGGGCGAAUCUAGCUGUUACAGGCACACUCAUGUUGACCGCUUUGGGUGGGUAUCUGUAUGCUAGAAGUGUGAAGGACAAGGAGUUGGAAGUCGAACGCAAACGGCAAAUCGGCAAGGCCAAGAUUGGAGGCAAUUUUGACCUGAUCGACCAGGAUGGCAAUCCGAAGACAAACAAGGACUUCUUGGGCAAAUGGGUGUUGUUGUACUUCGGGUUUACGCACUGUCCGGACAUUUGCCCUGAUGAAAUGGAAAAGAUGUCAGAGGUAUACGACGAGUUGGUUGCCUCCACGAAAAAAGGUAAAAAAGACGAUCAGUUCGUUCCAUUGUUCAUCACAGUUGACCCGGAGCGUGAUCAAGUCCCUCAAGUGAAGGAGUACAUUAAAGAAUUCCAUCCAGACAUGAUCGGAUUGACCGGCACUCCUGAGAAGAUCACGGAAGCUUGCAAGGCGUACCGCGUAUAUUUUAGCGCUGGUCCCAGAGAUGAGGACAAUGACUACAUCGUGGACCACACCAUCAUUCUCUACCUUAUUGAUCCCUCGGGUGAAUUCGUGGAUUAUUAUGGGCAAACGAAAACCACCGAUAUGAUUAAAGAGAGCAUCCAAUUUCACAUGGGUGCCUAUAAACGUGCGAAUAAGAAAUCUGGCUUCUUUUAAAUGAUUUUGAGAACAAAUUUGGAAUAUGUGGCUGCAACCCUUUUGCAAAUAAAUGAGCCUUUUCAAGUUAGAA
Molecule: messenger RNA, 1114 nt
Organism: Tigriopus californicus
Lineage: Eukaryota; Metazoa; Arthropoda; Copepoda; Harpacticoida; Harpacticidae
Gene: Scox
Product: protein SCO1 homolog, mitochondrial-like
Exons: 2
Coding region: 142-1041 (299 amino acids)
Biological process (GO): intracellular copper ion homeostasis; mitochondrial respiratory chain complex IV assembly
Cellular component (GO): mitochondrial inner membrane
Molecular function (GO): copper ion binding; copper chaperone activity
Source: RefSeq, a predicted model, not a curated record